AUGACCACGGAGAGUUUUGCAGAGUUCCUGAACAAGCUCAAGGAAAUCCAUGAGAAAGAGGUCCAAGGUCUGCACACCAAGGUGACGGAGCUGACGACAGAGAAGUGCCGCGAUGCUCAGAGAAUUGAAGAGCUGUUUGCUAAAAAUCACCAAUUAAGGGAACAACAGAAAGUCCUCAAAGAAAAUGUAAAGGUGUUAGAAAACAGGCUGCGAGCUGGUCUCUGUGACAGAUGCAUGGUCACCCAGGAGCUGGCCAAAAAGAAGCAGAAUGAGUACGAGACCUCUCAUUUCCAGAGCCUGCAGCACAUCUUCAUCCUCUCAAACGAGACCAAUCGCCUGAGGGAGGAGAAUAAAACUCUCAAGGAAGAACUGAAGAGGCUCCAGAACCUGGAGGACAGGACAAAGACCCCAGGAGUCUCCUCCAGAGAAAGCUGCUCCACACCAAGCUCCCCUUUGACUUUACUGUCCCCAGUGAGCAGGAAUGCCAGCACAGAGAAAGCAGAGCACAGGGAAGCAGAAGAAGCCCAUCAGGAUGUGCCAGACCUCGAGCUCGGUGAAGAAAAGCCUCCAGAGAAGCUCCAGAGAAGCUCUCCAAGCAGCAGGACUUCUCCAGGCACUGUCCUCCAAGAAGUCAGCCUUGCAGAAAUGGCGUCCCAGAGGAUUUCCAACCAGCUGCAUGGAACCAUUGCCCUGGUGAGACCCGGCUCCAGACCUUGCCUCCUGGAAAAAAGUCCUUCAGGGGCAGCAGUGUCUCCACCAGCCAGGAAAACUCCUCUCCCUCCGGAGCGCGAGCACAGCCCCAGCCUGGAGGCCUAUUUAACAGCGGGCAAACUGGACUCCCCCAAGGUUGCUCCAUCCUACGAAAAUCUAAAACUGAGCGCCCGGAGAGAGCAGCUCUGCCUGCUGCACAAGCACCUUUCCCUGCACCAGCUGGGGCUGGGCAGCCGCUGCUCCCCGGCCGAGCGGGACUCCGCCAGCUUCCCCAGCCACUUGCUCCGCACCAAAGCCGCCGACGGCAGGACGCGGUCCCGGGACGGCUGGGAAGAUCCCGCGGCCUUGCUGAAGCUUCCAGCCACCAUGGUGUACGUGAGGGACCAGCAGCUGGAGGAGCAGCUGCACCUCCUGAAGCAGCGGGAGCGGCUGCAGCAUCUCCUGCUGCGGCAGUGCCAGCCGGGCCAGCGGGCAGACCGCGACACGAAGCCGCCGCCCGGCGAGCGGCCCCCGUCCCCGUGGCUGGGCAUCGCGGCGGGAUGCAAGGAGGAGAGGUUCUUCCUGGAGGAUGCCGCGGAUGGGAAGGAAGAGAAGGAGUUUUGGCCGAGCAGGGAGCGCUGCGAGCUGCGAGCGAAGGUGAAGGAGGCGAGGGACGACGACGCGGACGCGCCGCUGGAUCUGUCCGACUCCGGCCGAGGCAGGGACACGGACUGGCCCGGCCGCCGGGAGCCGCGGGGCUGCGGCAGCCCGAGGGACAGCCCCGGGGACAGCCCGGCAGCCCGCGGCCCCGCCGGGGGACACAGGGCACAGCGGGACCGCCUGCGCUGCCCCUACCGCUGGCCCAGUGCCACACGGCCACCGCCUGCUGCUGCCAAGGAGGAGGAGGAGGAGGAGGAGGAGGAGGAGGAGGAGGAGGAUGCAGCUGUGCUCACGCUCUCGCGGGCUUAUCUGACAAACAACUCCACACCGAGCGACCCAGAGCCGCCUCCUGAGGCUGGGAUGAGACAGAAUGUCAGUGCACAGAAGGGAGAAGCAGAUGACAAUGAUGCCGAGUCUGGGAAGCAAGAAUCCGAUGAGCCAGACACGACAGACAGCGAGGAGAAGUAUGAAGAUGAGAUCCUACAAGAAGCCGAGGCUGACGGGAAAUACUUUUGCACCAAAGACAAAGUUCAUGUGCAACAGAGGAAGAGAAAAAAGGGACAGGAUCUCUGGAUAAAAGGAUCUAAGAAGCCAAUGAGAGGAAAAAAGAAAAUCAAAGUGGAGCAAUGCCCGGUGGGGAUCACAAAGGAACUGGAGAAUUGCUCUGCUUCCCACACUGAUCCCUCCAAGGAGAGUUAACAGCAGGGCAGCAUGGAGCAA
This is a messenger RNA of Hirundo rustica (Barn swallow), 2070 nucleotides long. It is a transcript of the gene RBBP8NL, whose product is annotated as RBBP8 N-terminal like. The transcript has 13 exons. Bases 1 to 2049 code for a protein of 682 amino acids. NCBI's taxonomy places the organism in Eukaryota, Metazoa, Chordata, Aves, Passeriformes, Hirundinidae. Gene Ontology annotation, cellular component: site of double-strand break. Gene Ontology annotation, molecular function: double-stranded DNA binding; damaged DNA binding; flap-structured DNA binding. The record is from RefSeq and is a predicted model, not a curated record. Gene Ontology annotation, biological process: double-strand break repair via homologous recombination; DNA double-strand break processing involved in repair via single-strand annealing.